Molecule: messenger RNA, 2142 nt
Organism: Dovyalis caffra
Lineage: Eukaryota; Viridiplantae; Streptophyta; Magnoliopsida; Malpighiales; Salicaceae
Source: the annotation of a GenBank genome assembly
AUGGGAAGGCAGAGAUCUCAUCAUCAAAGACAGUACUCAUCUUCUGAUAACAACAGCAACAGCAACAGCAACGGAAUGUUUUUGGAAAAUGGGAGAUGGCUUCAAUCUGCUGGUCUUCAGCACCUUCAGAAUAACAGCUCUUCCUCCUCCUCUUCUUCUAUCCCUCCUCUUCAGGACUAUAAUUUCUUUGGCGGUGGAGGAGGAGGGCAGGCAUUGAGAAUGUAUCGCAAUGCGCAAAGCAGUUUUACCAGAGGAAAUGAGUUCUAUUCAGAGCCAACAACACCUCCUGUUAGUUCAAGGCCAUCAAGCCAGAGGAAGAAUGGGGAGGACUCUCCAAAUGAGUUCAGUCCUGGCCUCUUAGAUCUGCAUUCUUUUGAUACCGAGUUGCUUCCCGAGUUGCAAGUUCCAAGCCUGUAUGAUGGUUCUUCUCUGUUUCAUCCUGUUCGAGGAAGAAGCUUUGAUGACUCUGACCCCUACAUUUCAAACAACAAGCAAACUGGCAGAGCUCCUGGCUUGCCCGAUAACAACCUCCUGAAAAGCUUUGCUGCAGACAAAGAGAAGACAAGUUCUGUUGCAAAGAUCAAAGUAGUGGUGCGCAAGCGACCAUUGAAUAAAAAGGAACUGGCUAAGAACGAAGAAGAUAUUAUAGACACACACUCCAAUUCUCUGACAGUUCAUGAGACUAAACUUAAGGUUGACCUAACAGAAUACAUUGAGAAGCAUGAAUUUGUCUUUGAUGCAGUGCUGAAUGAGGAGGUCUCGAAUGAUGAAGUUUAUCGGGAGACAGUGGAACCAAUAGUUCCAAUAAUUUUUCAACGGACCAAAGCAACUUGCUUUGCAUAUGGGCAAACAGGAAGUGGAAAAACCUAUACUAUGAAGCCUUUGCCUCUCAAAGCAUCUCGAGAUAUCUUGAGGUUGAUGCAUCAUACUUACAGGAACCAAGGGUUUCAGCUGUUUGUGAGCUUCUUCGAAAUUUAUGGAGGAAAACUAUAUGAUCUCCUAAGUGAUCGGAAAAAACUUUGCAUGAGAGAGGAUGGUAAGCAGCAGGUGUGCAUUGUGGGUUUGCAAGAGUACGGAGUAUCAGAUGUAGAGACAAUUAAGGACCUUAUUGAGAAGGGAAGUGCCACAAGAAGUACUGGCACAACUGGUGCAAACGAAGAAUCCUCCCGGUCACAUGCCAUACUCCAGCUUGCUAUCAAGAGAUCAGUUGAUGGCAAUGAAUCAAAGCCUCCACGCCUUGUUGGCAAGCUAUCCUUCAUAGAUCUUGCUGGAAGUGAACGUGGUGCAGAUACCACAGAUAAUGAUAAACAAACGAGGAUGGAAGGUGCAGAGAUCAACAAGAGUUUACUUGCUUUAAAGGAGUGCAUAAGGGCUCUUGACAAUGACAAGAGUCAUAUUCCUUUCAGAGGCAGUAAAUUAACUGAGGUUCUAAGGGAUUCUUUUGUUGGCAAUUCACGCACUGUUAUGAUAUCAUGCAUUUCGCCUAGCUCAGGAUCAUGUGAACACACUCUUAACACCUUGAGAUAUGCUGAUAGAGUGAAGAGCCUUUCAAAAGGGAAUACUUCUAAGAAGGAUGUAUUAUCAUCAACUUUAAACCUAAAGGAAUCAACUACUGUGCCAUUGUCCUCAGUUUUACCUGUUGCAUCCACAUUUGAGGACGAUGCAAAUGAUGCAUGGGCAGAACAAGAUGAAAGAGAUGAUUUUGAUGCAUCAGAAGAAGACUCUUACGAACAGGAGAAACCGAUAUGGAAGGAGAAUGGGAAGUUUGAACCACACAAUCUUUCCAUUCCAGAGGAUAAAAUACAGAAACCCAAUGGUCAGACAAAGUGGAGGGAUAUGCCAAAAUCUAAUCUUAAGAACUCGCAUUCAGAUAAUGAUUUGAAUUUAUUGCUACAGGAAGAGGAGGAUCUGGUAAAUGCUCAUAGAAAACAAGUGGAAGAGACCAUGAACAUUGUGAGAGAGGAGAUGAACCUGUUGGUUGAAGCAGACCAACCGGGAAAUCAGCUCGACGAUUAUGUUACUAGAUUGAAUGCCAUUCUUUCUCAGAAGGCUGCAGGUAUACUGCAGUUGCAGAAUCGUCUGGCACAAUUUCAGAAGCGUUUGAAGGAGCAUAAUGUUUUAGUAUCUUCUUCUGGCUACUAG